Messenger RNA from Moesziomyces antarcticus, 2073 nucleotides. RefSeq lists its product as uncharacterized. Gene Ontology annotation, molecular function: microtubule binding; GTP binding; GTPase activity. Lineage: Eukaryota; Fungi; Basidiomycota; Ustilaginomycetes; Ustilaginales; Ustilaginaceae. The transcript has a single exon. The record is from RefSeq and is a predicted model, not a curated record. Gene Ontology annotation, biological process: peroxisome organization. Gene Ontology annotation, cellular component: cytoplasm; microtubule; peroxisome. Bases 1 to 2073 code for a protein of 690 amino acids.
AUGGCUAUGGACCAGUCGCUAAUCAAGCUCGUCAACAAGCUCCAGGAUGCCUUCAACAAUGUCGGCAUCCAGAACCCCAUCGACCUGCCCCAGAUCACCGUGCUCGGAUCCCAGUCGUCCGGAAAGUCGAGUGUGCUCGAAAACAUCGUCGGCCGCGACUUCUUGCCUCGUGGUACCGGCAUCGUAACGCGUCGCCCUCUCGUCCUCCAGCUCAUCAACCGCCCAGCCGCCGCCAAGACCAACGGCGAUGCUCUUCCCGCCGGCGCCAACAAGGGCGCCAACAACCCAGACGAGUGGGGCGAGUUCCUCCACCUCCCCGGCGAAAAGUUCUUCGACUUUGACAAGAUCCGCGAAGAGAUCGUCCGCGACACCGAGCUCAAGACCGGCAAGAACGCUGGCAUCUCGCCUCAGCCCAUCAACCUCCGCAUCUACAGCCCCAACGUCCUCACCCUCACCCUCGUCGACCUUCCCGGUCUCACCAAGGUCCCCGUCGGCGACCAGCCCAGAGACAUUGAGCGCCAGAUUCGCGACAUGGUGCUCAAAUUCAUCUCCAAACCCAACGCCGUCAUCCUCGCCGUCACCGCCGCCAACACCGACUUGGCAAACUCCGACGGCCUCAAGCUCGCCCGCGAAGUUGACCCCGAGGGAACCCGCACCGUCGGCGUGCUCACCAAGGUCGACCUCAUGGACGCCGGCACCGACGUCGUCGACAUCCUCGCCGGUCGCGUCAUCCCGCUCCGCCUCGGCUACGUCCCGGUCGUCAACCGCGGCCAGCGCGACAUCGACCAGAAGAAGCUCGUCAGCGCCGCCCUCACCGCCGAAAAGGACUUCUUCGAGAACCAUCCGAGCUACCGCAGCAAGGCGCAGUACUGCGGCACCCCCUUCCUCGCCCGCAAGCUCAACACCAUCCUCAUGCACCACAUCCGCAACACGCUCCCAGACAUCAAGAACAAGAUCGGCAGCCAACUCGCCAAGUUCCAGGCCGAGCUCGCAUCGCUCGGCGGACCCAUGGGCGAGAACAACUCGGCGAGCGUGGUGCUCCAGAUCAUCACCGAAUUCGCCAACGAGUUCCGCACCGUCAUCGACGGCAACUCCAACGACCUCACCGUCAACGAGCUCGCCGGUGGUGCGCGCAUCAGCUUCGUCUUCCACGAGCUCUACGCCAACGGCGUCAAGGCCAUCGACCCCUUUGACAUGGUCAAGGACACCGACAUCCGCACCAUCCUCUACAACUCGUCCGGCUCCUCCCCCGCCCUCUUUGUCGGCACCACCGCCUUCGAGGUGAUUGUCAAGCAGCAGAUCAAGCGUCUCGAGGAUCCGGCGCUGCGCUGCGCCUCGCUCGUGUACGACGAGCUGGUGCGCAUCCUCGCACAGCUGCUCACCAAGAACGCCAGCUUCCGCCGCUUCCCCGCGCUCCGCGAGCGCUUCAACACCGUCGUCAUCCACUUUUUCAAAAAGUGCAUGGCGCCCACCACCAAGCUCGUCUCGGACUUUGUGGCGGCGCAGGCCGUCUACCUCAACACGGGCCACCCGGACUUUAUCAGCGGCCACAAGGCCAUGGAGAUUGUCAAUGAGCGGCUCAACCCGCCGCAGCCGGCGCACGACCCCAAGAAGCCCAACCCGCACGCGAUCAACAACGACAAGGACCUCGACGUGUCGCUCAAGAACGAGUCGGGCUUCUUUGGCAGCUUCUUCCAGAAGACGAGCAACCAGCCGAGCCAGGCGGUCAAGGCCAAGAAGGCGCUCAUGGAGGCGCCGCCGCCGUCGCUCAAGGCUUCGGGCCAGUUCAGCCAGCGUGAGCAGCUCGAGACCGAGGUGGUCAAGCUGCUCAUCCAGAGCUACUUUAACGUGGUCAAGGUGGAAACCAUCAGCAUGGUGCCCAAGUGCAUCAUGCUCAACCUCGUCACCCAGUCCAAGGAGCAGAUGCAGAAGGAGCUCCUCCAGGAGAUCUACCGUCCCGACGUGCUCGACGAGCUCAUGAAGGAGUCCGACCACGUGGUGGCUAGGAGGAAGGAGUGCGUAAAGAUGAUCUCGGCGCUCGAAACCGCCUCGGAAAUCAUCGCGACCGUGUAA